CUGAACAUAAACGGCCGCCGGUUUAAGUCAAAAACUCUUAGCAAUGGAUGAUGAAGAUCAAAAAGUGGCUGUAAUGCGUAAAGCAUUUCAAAUGUUUGACACGCAAAAAAAUGGUUUCAUCGAAACAAUAAAAAUCUCAACCAUCCUGAAUACAAUGGGUCAAUUGUUCGAUGACAAUGAACUGCAAGCGCUUAUUGAUGAAAAUGAUCCAGAUGCUACCGGCAAGGUUAAUUUCGAUGGAUUCACAAAUAUUGCCGGACAUUUUCUCCAAGACGAUGCUGAGGAUGCCGAAGCCAUGCAACAAGAACUAAAGGAAGCAUUCAGAUUAUACGAUCGAGAAGGAAAUGGAUAUAUUACAACAAGCACGUUAAAAGAGAUUUUGGCCGCGUUGGACGAUAAACUGAAUAAUGCCGAUUUAGAUGGUAUAAUCGCUGAAAUUGAUACAGACGGAUCAGGCACUGUUGAUUUUGAUGAAUUUAUGGAAAUGAUGACCGGUGACUAAAGAAGUUUUUGCACAUGUGAAUCUUAAUUAUACCCAAUUUUUUUAUAAGUACUAUAAUUUUUAUCUGCAUUUUCUCGCAUCACUUCUUCUUAUUUUUCUCUUCAUAAAUUGAAAUUGACAUUUUAAAUUUUAUGUGAAGAUAACACCGUGACCUGUAAUAAUUUCAAUUUACAAAGAAGGCAAUGCGACAUUUCAAUUUACAAAAAUUUGCGCAUUCACCGAAAAAAAAGUAUUAUUUUUAAUGAGCGAAGAAAAUUGUUACCUUUUUUGUAUCUAAAAAAAUGUGUGGAAAAUUCGUAUACAUCAGAAAAGCUCACAGCGGGAGGCUCACACGUUGAUGUUUAAAAAUUACAAAAUA
Contarinia nasturtii (swede midge) is the source of this 860-nucleotide messenger RNA. RefSeq names its product troponin C (gene TpnC25D). The transcript has 5 exons. The coding region runs from base 44 to 502 and encodes 152 amino acids. The record is from RefSeq and is a predicted model, not a curated record. Lineage: Eukaryota; Metazoa; Arthropoda; Insecta; Diptera; Cecidomyiidae. Gene Ontology annotation, molecular function: enzyme regulator activity; calcium ion binding.